AUGCCGCUUGAAAGCUCGGACCACUUUCACGAUGGGUUACGCGCUGCAGAUUUCGUUCUAAUAGACAACUUUAGCGGUCUCUGGCCGUCGUUGGAGUUCGUCCCCACCCCACCGCUCAAUUUCGAUGCCGAGGCUGACUGCGCACGUGCUGGCGGCUCCUUAACGCAUGCGCAUGGCAUCAGUCACUCAAUCGACUUGAACACUCCAAAUUUGGGCCUCGGUGGGUGGGACGGCAAUGUUGAGCGCAUGCCACGAGAGAAUAAACCGGACGGAGUCGCCGUCCUGAAACGAUGGUUCGACCAUCGUCGCGACAAGCCGUACCCGACCAAGGAAGAAAAGAAGAUCCUGGCAGAUCGGUCCGGUCUCACCCUUACCCAGAUAUCGACAUGGUUUGCCAAUACGCGCAGACGGCGCAAGAACAAGAUGGUGUCUCAGAAUCCGCUUCUCAGCCCAAGUGGACGACCCAUCAUCAAACAGCCGUCGGAGGGGAAAUUAAGCCUCAUGAGCCCGAUGGAGAGGUGGAGGAACUCGCCCCCUGAAGCUGAGGCCGCAUCGUUCGAUGCCAUUAUGGGUGCAGUGGUCGACAGUGACUUUGUACAACAGGACCCGUGCACCAGAUACUCGCAGCAAUCGACCCCAAGUGACGCUCGGUCUGCGGCUUCAUCAAAUGCAUCCGGAUCAGUCAUCUCGAACACCUCGGUUUCAUCAGCUCAGAGCAUCGGCUCCCACAGCUCCGCUGGCUCGUUCACCCGCUUCUACGCAACCGAAGCACCGCGACGCAGAAGACGGAGGAAGCGGGCCACUGUGUUCCCAAAGAAGCCGGCAAGGAGACAGGAUCCACGGCCGUAUCAAUGCACGUUCUGCACGGACACGUUCCGGACCAAGUACGACUGGACGAGACAUGAGAAGACGCUGCAUCUCUCGUUGGAAAGCUACACCUGUUGUCCUACCGGCCCGACAUACAUCGACCAAGGCGAAACGAAACGGUGCUCUUUUUGCAACUAUCCGGAUCCUAGCGAUGCACACAUUGAGUUGCAUUCGUAUACGAGAUGCCAAGAAAAACCUGAAGUUCUACGGACAUUCUACCGAAAGGACCACCUCGUCCAGCACCUGCGCCUGGUGCACGGCAUAAAUCAGUUUCAAGCGGCAAUGGAGGGUUGGAAGUCGCAAGUUGAUCAGAUCAACUCUCGAUGUGGGCUCUGCGAUACGAGCUUCAAUUCAUGGUCAUCAAGAAACGAGCACCUCGCACAGCACUUUAAGGCUGGCGCUCUGAUGAAGGACUGGAAAGGAUCCAGGGGCCUCGACCCGUCGGUAGCGUUUGCAGUGGAAAAUGCCAUGCCCCCGUACCUCAUCGGCAUUGAGUCUGCAACACCGGAUCCAUUCAGCGCCUCCAACCUCCCCGAUUCCCAACUCUACCCGGACAGCGCACAGGGCCAUCUGCCAUUAUUGCCAAGCGGCGCAAAGCGAUCCCCAUUCAACCACUUUACAGUCGAUCUUACGAACUUCGUCCGCGAGGCGCAGGUCCUUAACCAACCAGUUACCGACGCCGCGCUGCAAGCCGCCGGACGCCGAAUCCUGUACGACGACGAGGACUUGUGGAACCAGUCGCCCGCCGACAACCCCGAGUGGCUGCAGAUGUUCAAGCGAGCGGUCGGUUUGGACUGCGACCAAUCAACCUGUCCACCACCGAGUGUCGAGGAUUUCGACUUCUUCCCGUCGUCGGCUGACCCGUGGGCUGUGUGGAACAUCUUUGACGCUCAGCUUCACAGUGUAAAUGAUGUUGCAACGGGACCGGGGACGCCGUUGUCGUUGUCUGGACAGGGUUGUCAAGGUAUCACAGCUUCUAGGCAGUCUUGUGUGGAGAAUGGCCCGGGCGAUUCUGCAGCGCUGCUGGAGCUUACACCGACUAGCCUUGACGAGCUUGAACACUACUGCAGCGUACUUAUUGAAGGGGUUUGCGGGGAAUAA
This is a messenger RNA of Aspergillus mulundensis, 1968 nucleotides long. RefSeq lists its product as uncharacterized. Lineage: Eukaryota; Fungi; Ascomycota; Eurotiomycetes; Eurotiales; Aspergillaceae. The transcript has a single exon. The record is from RefSeq and is a predicted model, not a curated record. Gene Ontology annotation, cellular component: nucleus. Gene Ontology annotation, biological process: regulation of transcription by RNA polymerase II; cell development; muscle organ development. The coding region runs from base 1 to 1968 and encodes 655 amino acids. Gene Ontology annotation, molecular function: RNA polymerase II cis-regulatory region sequence-specific DNA binding; DNA-binding transcription factor activity, RNA polymerase II-specific.